AAAUGUAUACAUUUUGGAUUAACUUGUAAAUAUUAUCUUGAUAGACAAAACGUGUAAGGGUCACAACUCUUUGUUGAACACAGAUCUUAUUUUUUGCGAUUUUCCAAAAGUCUAUGGGGAAAAUGCAUAGCUUUUCGAUCGAGGGAACCCAUGCGCCGCUAACUUCCGUUUUGGCCUACAAAGUGACGUCAUAACUUCGGCACUCUAUUGUCAUUUAACCGGAAUAAUGGCUUCAUCGAGCACGGCAUCAGACACACAAGAAGUUGAUGAUAUACAUACAUGGAAAAGAAGAAGAGGCAGUUUAGAUUUGAAUCAGCCAAAUAUGUCCUUGAGAAGAAUGGUGCUGGUAGGAAGAACUGGAGCUGGUAAAAGUUCUUCAGCAAACACUAUCCUGGGCAGAAGAGUCUUCAGAGCUGCUAAAGGAGGAUCAUCAGUUACUAAAGAGUGUUGGAAGGAGACCGGAGACGUUGCAGAUCAUCAGCUGGAACUGGUGGACUGUCCAGGACUCUUUGAUACUUCACUCUCAGAGAAAGAGAUGAUAAAGGAGAUCAGUAAAUGUGUGAACAUGACGGCACCAGGACCUCAUGCCAUCAUCCUGGUCAUUCAGCUGGGUCCAUUCACAGAAGAAGAGAGACUCUCAGUGGAGAAGAUCAGAGCCAUAUUUGGAGAAGAAGCAGAUCAACACACCAUCAUCCUCUUCACUCACGGAGAUGAACUCACACAAAGCAUUGAAGAGACACUGGAAGAGGCAGGAGAAGACUUAAAAGAGCUUGUAGAAUCAUGUGGAGGACGGUAUCACGUGUUUGACAACACAAAAAUGCAUGAGCGCAGUCAGGUGUUGGAGUUCCUGGAUAAAGUCACUAACAUGUUACAGAUGAACGGGGAUAAAUAUUACACCGGUGACGUGUUUCAGGGUGUGGAAAAAAUGCUGAAGGAGAAAGAAGAAGAGCUAAAACACCAGUACAAUCAGAAGAUACUGGAAUUAACAACUGUACAUAAUGAAGAAAAGUCUAAACUGGAGGAGAUCAUUCAGAAACUGAAAGAAUCAGGGCAGGAGAAAGAACUGAAAAUUAAAGAUUUGGAAGAGCAAGUGAAAAAGAAAAACAGAAGUUAUACAGAACAUAAGCGCUUUUAUAAGCAGAAAUAUAACAGUGCAAGACAGGAAGUGGAAGAAACACAAGUCAAUGAAAACAUCCCAAAGCAGAUCAGAAAUAAAUUACGAAAGCUUUGUAUCUGACAUCAUCUAUAAUCAUGCACUUUGAAAUGUCAUAAAUUGUCUGUAUUCACUCCUCAGACAUUUGACAUGAUGUACUGACUGACUAUUGCUUUUCAAACUUACUCAAAUCAGAUAUAUGUGUUCAGGCGGUGUAGUAAAUUUAUGACUGAUCUGCUUUUAGUUGCUUGUUUCUUCAGCAUAAACUGGGAGGAAAAGGCAGGAAGCAUGAAGAAUGUGUUCUCUGCUUGGGUACAUCUGUAGCAUCUGGACCAAUCAGACACACAUUUAUUCAUCAUUUAAUGAGCCAACAGAUGUCUCAAGACUGUAACCAGCAUAGACUCCUUCAGGUCUGAUCCCCCACUGGGCGUUAUCAGCAAAAGAAUGCAGAAAGAAGGCCGAGAAACCAAAUAAAAAUCAGUAACCCUUUGUACUGUUUACUGUUUUAUGCAUGCCUUAUGACAGAACUACCAGAAAAUGUACAAUAAUAUUGCCAUGUUUGGUAUCAAAUGAAUCCUUGUGUGACACCGUGCAAAGUGGGAUAUUACAAGUUAGAUAGCAUGCAUUGUAUGCUCGCUAUAAUUAAUCAGAGAAUAAAGGGCAUUAGGCUUACAGCUGGCCCCCAAUCAUGCAAAUGAUUCCGCUUCCAAACAAAGGAACAUUUCCCGCUUCGAAAUUGCACUUUUCUCAUUGGUCAAGCCAUACUCGAGAGGAGGGACCUCCAUCACAAGUUAAAAGGCUCUCUUCCUCCUUGCUUCCUUCUCUCAAACCUCUCUCUCCCUUCGUUCCCCCGGACUCCCUCUGCUCCUGGUCGUGUUGGACCAGG
Xyrauchen texanus (razorback sucker) is the source of this 2039-nucleotide messenger RNA. RefSeq names its product GTPase IMAP family member 7. The transcript has 3 exons. NCBI's taxonomy places the organism in Eukaryota, Metazoa, Chordata, Actinopteri, Cypriniformes, Catostomidae. Gene Ontology annotation, molecular function: GTP binding. Bases 227 to 1237 code for a protein of 336 amino acids. The record is from RefSeq and is a predicted model, not a curated record.